AUGGGUGUGUUAUCGAGACAGAACCUGUUGCUUUCUUGGCAAGUAAUUGGACUGAUUAGUAUUGGGGUGGUGCUUAGAAUGGCACGGGUUGAUCAAUGGCUGGAUCGAGUGAGCUAUUAUGACGUGGUUGAGGGAUAUGGAUAUCAGCGCGGCAAUCCUUAUGCGGAGGAGCCUUAUAUGCUAACUAGAUUGGUUUGCUGGAUAGUGCCUGAGUGGGGCUUUGACUGGUUUAUGCUGGCGUGUGAUGGACUGACGGCAUGGUUAUUGAAUGAUUACUGGUACUUUGUUCUGGGAUCGGCUUUGCCGGUUGAUGCGGUUGGUGUGCUGGGUCUAGGAGUUGCGUUGGCUUACUGCUGGGGAGGACGAAGAGGCCGAGCGCUUUUGGGAGGAAUGCUGGUGGAGAAUACGGCUAAUAAGUGCCAGCCGGGGAUUAAUCCGUUCUGGUACGUGAAUAUACAGAUGCUGGACCAGUACCAAGCUAUGCACCACCAGAUCUUCUAUGCCACUCACUAUUUAUUCUGGGGACUAUCAUGGGCAGCACAGGAAUGGACAACUCAGCUGUUUAUGGGGUUGGUUUUUAAAGAGGGCGGGUACAAGAUGUACUUGCUCUUAUGGCGAUUGCUGGCACGGGAGAUGGUGAUGUUGCCGGAGUAUAAGUGGGUCUUUGGGUGCUUGGAAGGGAUAGGUGCGUUGUGCUAUCUUUUGGAGAGUCUUAUUUGGUGGUUGCUUGUGCGCUGUGGUGUGGGCAAUAUGAAUUUCUUAUGUUGGGUGACACUAAUCUUUAUCCUAUGCUCGGCGGCAGCUACACUUUUAGUUGAAGUAGGCAAGCGAGAUGGCAAAAUGGCUGCGGCCAAAGCAGUGAAGGCUAAGUCUGUUUAA
Molecule: messenger RNA, 879 nt
Organism: Nematocida homosporus
Lineage: Eukaryota; Fungi; Microsporidia
Exons: 1
Coding region: 1-879 (292 amino acids)
Source: RefSeq, a predicted model, not a curated record